AUGUUUUGGAUUAUUAAGUAUUCUUUACUAUUUUUAAUUAUGUAUAUAUCUGGAAUUAAAUAGAUGCGGAAUAACUUUAAUUAGAGAUAGAGAAUUAGCUGAAAAUGAACUGGAAUACUAUAAAUAAAUGAAUUAUGGAUUAUGGACAAUUCUAAUUCCUUUUCUGUAAUUAAAUAAUUUAAUUUAGAACUUUAUUGUUACCUAUUUUUUCUUAAAAAAGAAGAAAUAAGGAUGAAUAACCAAUUUCAGAGAAUUAAAAUGGUAAGAAAGAAGAAUUGGAAUAAUCAGAUAUAAGCCAAAAUAAGAAUUAAGAUCAUAAAAUAAUAAAAAAGGAAGAAUUUGUUUAAACGGAAUUUGGCACAGAUUAUAAUUAUGAGAUGCUUACAUAAGAUAAUAAUAAAGGAGAAAUAAAUGAAAGAGGUUAAGAUCAAAUUUAUACAGAUUUCAAUUAGAAUAUUUUAACAGAUAAUUUUGAGGAGAAUGAAAAAUAAUAAAUAGAAAAUAGUUAAGAUUUACUUUUCCAAUAAAAAAGUGAAUAAAUGAUCAUAGAUGAUAAACAAAAUCAUGAUCUAGCUUUAAAUAAUUUAAGCGACAUAUCUCAUAAUAACAUUCGUUCAUGCAAUGACACAGAAAGAGAAUCCAUUAAUCUAACAACUAAUUCGAAGAUCUUUCAUACUUAUUCUAAUAGUUAUUAACUGAAAGAUUUGAAUUAAAGUUAAGAAUAGAAUUAAGAAAAAUUAUUCAAGAUUUCAAAAAUAUUAGAAAUUAUAGAUGCUGUGCCAAUAAUUGUUUUGAAGAAAUAUGAAGAAUUUGUUACUAAUAACAGAAGAGAAAGAAGAAAUUUAAUUUAUAAAGAUUUAGAUAGUUUUACAGAUUUAGAUGCACAGAGUUAUAUUAAAUUGCUAAAAAAUUUAUUCAGAUUUCAUGAUAACUUGAUUAGAAAAGGAUAAAAAUAUUACAUUCUAAAAAAUAAAAUGGAUUAUAAACAUUUUAUCAAAUCAUUUAAUAAAUAUUUAUUAGAUCCAUUAGCUUCAAAUGAAAUUUUAAGUCAUUAAAGGUUUGCUCUUUAAUAACUAAAAUUUUCAUUACAAAAUAAUUAAGUGUUAUUACAAUAUUAAGUUUUAGAAAUCUAUUAAAUUCUUAUUAAUUUAAUGACUAACCCUAAUGAAAUCCUUAACAAAGUGUUUUCUUAAUUUAAUAAUUAGUCAGAAUCACUAUAUUUAAAUUCAAUCCUAUAAUAUUAUUUGGAAGAUUAUAUAUUUUAUUAUAAAAAAGUAGAAGAUGAAGAUUUCUAAAGAUAUUUAAGUAAAUAUUGUUUAUAUAAAUAGAAAUCUACCAUAACUGUAAUGAAAUUAUCAAUAUGUAAUAUAGUCUUGAUGAAAAGAUGAAUUAAUAUAUUUUUUAAAAAUAAAGACUUUUAAAUUCUAAUUGA
Paramecium sonneborni is the source of this 1432-nucleotide messenger RNA. Lineage: Eukaryota; Ciliophora; Oligohymenophorea; Peniculida; Parameciidae. The record is from the annotation of a GenBank genome assembly.